This is a messenger RNA of Acaromyces ingoldii, 1809 nucleotides long. RefSeq names its product molybdopterin binding oxidoreductase. Lineage: Eukaryota; Fungi; Basidiomycota; Exobasidiomycetes; Exobasidiales; Cryptobasidiaceae. Gene Ontology annotation, cellular component: mitochondrion. Bases 151 to 1809 code for a protein of 552 amino acids. The record is from RefSeq and is a predicted model, not a curated record. Gene Ontology annotation, molecular function: molybdenum ion binding; oxidoreductase activity. The transcript has 4 exons.
GGAUCCUGCUUCUUGGACGCAAAGUGUAGUCAGCGGGUUGUCAUCACUCCAGAUACCUAGCCGCAAUCGGUAAUCAUGACAGUCAAACGAUCACAUAAGGUCGCUCUAGCUACCAAACCACCAUCAACAAGCAACGAGAGACACCCAAAGAUGGCGAAAGCAAGGGCACCGCGUAAGAUACCAGCUCAGCAGGAGGCCGCUGCUGCGGUCAAAGCCGAGGCGGUGGCUGCCACCGCACUGGAAAAAGGCGAGCUGAUCACGAGUGAGACCCAAGUGCAAACCGGUCAAUUCAAGGAGGAGGAGCCGGGCGUCUGGGAAGGCUAUGUGGAAUGGGAGAAAUACCCAGAGAAGAAGAAGGUCGGCCAUGAGCUGAUGAAGGCCACCAAAUUCCCGCCGCCCCCUGAAUUCCAGCUAGCACCUUUGCCCAAGCGCAAUCCUGUGCUGUACGGUGACUUGUACAAGGACUUCCACCAUGCCAUCGGACUCGAUACGGUGCCCGAAUACAGCUGGGGCCGUGUCCUGAAGGAAAAGGCAUCGACCAUGACGCACGUCCUCGCAUUUCCAUACAACGGCGAGCCCAAUCAUGAGUUUCUGAUGAAGGAUCCCAUCACACCCAACGAAGACCAUUUUGUGCGCAAUCACGGCGGCAUCCCAAAGUGUGUUCGUCCCGAUAAGUACAAGCUGCAGAUCGGAGGCAAAGUCAACAAAGAAAUCUCCAUCUCGCUGGCCGACCUACGCGAUCCACAGAAAUUUCCCCAGCAGAAGCUAGCCGUCACCCUCCAGUGUUGCGGUACGCGUCGUAUCGAGCAGAUCGCCCUGUACCCGGGACACGGUCUCCUCGUUCCCAAUGCGCCCUGGCCAGAAGGCGCAAUCGGAAACGCCGUCUAUACUGGAGUUCUGCUCAAAGACGUGCUCGAACGAGCCUGCGAUGGAAUCAAUGUGGACAAAGUCAAGGCCCACGCCGAAUUCAUCAGCGCGGACACCUACUUCAAGUUCAACCAGGUUUACAAUUAUGCCGUCAGCGUGCCAUACCGCUUCGUAGACAAAGACAGUGUCAUGUUAGCAUGGGAGAUGAAUGGCAAGCCUCUGCCCGAGAUCCACGGCUACCCGCUGCGCAUCGUCGUGCCUGGCGUUAUCGGAGCCCGAUCAGCCAAGUGGGUCACCCGAAUCAACAUCCUGGAUGAGCCAAGCUGGGGCCCUGUUCAGCGCAUGGAGUACUUGUACUACUGCAAUACGCAGUACGGCAAGCACAAUACCCUCUUCAGCAACGGAUUCAGCAUCGAGCGCAUGCCUGUUUCCAGUGCAAUCAUGAAGCCCAACGACGGCAACAUCAUCAUCCACGACGGCCAGAUCAAGCUCGAGGGCUGGGCCUACUCGGGGGGCGAAAAUUGGGUCGAGCGUGUCGAGUGUAGCGUCGAUGGUGGCUUUACGUGGUACCCGGUGCCAGAGGAGAACCUGUCCAAAAAACAUUACUACACCUGGCGCCUGUGGAAGGCGUCGAUUCCCCUGGACAUGGAAGGCUGGUGCGAGGUCCUCGUGCGCGCAUGGGAUUCAUCGUGCAACACUCAGCCGAUCUCGGUGCGAUCUGUCUGGAACUGGGAUCUCCAUGUGACCCAAUCCUGCCACAAGAUCAAAGUGUACAGCGUCAACCGGACCAAGCCUCUCACUGCGCAACGUCUGAAGGAGUACGAAGAAGCCGGCCUCGACUUUGCUUCCGAGCCAAUCACGCGCCCUGUUCCAUGGCCACUCGAAAGCAUGGAGGACUACAAAGCUCGCUACAACAAGUAUCCCCGCGAGCCCCAGGAUUAA